Messenger RNA from Nicotiana tabacum (common tobacco), 1090 nucleotides. NCBI's taxonomy places the organism in Eukaryota, Viridiplantae, Streptophyta, Magnoliopsida, Solanales, Solanaceae. The record is from RefSeq and is a predicted model, not a curated record.
UCCAUAUUUCCACCUUCCCCUCUUCUCCCAUUUUCUUCGUUAGAAACUUCCAUUUUCAGAGCUAUAUAUUCACCAUAUAACUCCUCUUGGAGAGAUGAAGUUCUUGGUGAGCAUUAGCAAUGCCAAAGAUUAAACGUUUUCGGAAUCCACUAAAGUCAGCUCGUGAAUCACAUGAUGCUCAUGGACAUUCUUCAUCAUCAACUCCAGUCCAAUCACAUGCUAUAGAGCCCUCAACAACAGUACAAGCCCUCCCACAUGCUCAUGAAGUCUCGCAACAAGAACAAGCUCCAAUUCCACCUUCUAAUUCAGGUGCAACAUCUGUGCGCUGUCCAAGUCGUGAAUCUACAAAAUAUUGGACAGUAGAGGCAAAAGACUCAAAAAAUGCUACCAAGCAUAUUAGGGUCAAGGUCAAUGAGGUUAACAACCUAACUGUUGGGGAACGCAUCAUUGUGGAUUUUGAUGACUACAACGCAACAUAUGGUGAAGCGCAGGGAUUGCUCGUUGGAUAUUGUGGAUAGUUGGCAAUUGAUUGUAAUUUGUUUCCGAUUAGUUUUGAGAAGUGGUCAGGGCCAUCAGGCAUGCCUAAGAAGUACAUGGAAGACUGCUAUGAAACAAUACUGAAGGUACAAGUGUUAUUACAUACAUAUGUACUUAUUGCACCUAGAUUUUCAUACACUUGAAAAAACUAACUUCUAUUUUUUAUUUGAAGCCUCGAUUUGAUUUUCGUGUAAGUGAGUCCAUUGCAUACAGAUACUGCAAUGCUAGUAUUUCGAAAAAGUGGGCUACACAUAGGCAUAAGUUGUGGAAUGAAUAUUUUGACCGAGCCAAAAGCAAAAAUGAAAUCUAAGUAAUGUGCCAGCAGGUAUAAAUAAAGAUCAAUAGGCUAGUUUUGUUGCUUACCGUAAAAAAUCAUCAACAAUGGUAAGAUUCAGAUUAUUUUAACAAGUUUCAUCAUAAUUAAAUGAAGAUGAUUUUUUUUAAUUUGUAUUUGUUUUGUUGAUAGGAGCUUUGUAGAAGAAAUAAAGAAAUUCAAAAGAAACAAAAAAUGCCACAUACUGGUGGAUCAAAAGCUAACUCGAGAAGACGAUAU